GCUUUCGUCCAAUCACACACAUCGACUGGCGCAAACCGGAAAAGGUCCAAUUUUACGUUUAAUAUCACAUUGGCGUUUGGAAAACUGCUGAAAGGAUGUCCUGUAACACUAGUGUAAUUCGUGUUCAAGUGCCAUCUGUGGACCAGACACAGCGAGUCCCAGUCCACCUACUGCCCUGUGAGAUUGAACACAAUGGUCCGGCUCAGGUCUCACAAUACCUAGCUGCUACCGUGAAAGACUGCAAACAAGAGAAGACAGUGUCGUUCAGAGGGCGUGGGUUGAAGGGACAGGAGCUCCGCUGUCCACAGGGCUACACUGGCUUGGUGUUAAAAGAGAUCAACAAGACUGGCUCUGACCAAGAGGAUAGGACAGUGAGGGUAUCCUCUGUGUUUGACAAGCUGACCUACUGGAACCUAGAGACGCCUCCGAACUCUGAUGAUACAGUUGUGAUGGCGAUGGAUUGGCCAGAGUUGGCUGAAGCUAUCCACGGGCCAGUAGAAGACUGAAGAGAGAGACAAAACUACCUGCUAAGAGGUUGCAGGUUGGUGUCACCUCAGCAUGUUAGGAACUAAAUGUACAGUUUCCUGGUUGCUUACUGGCUACAGUCAAGAAAUGCUAACCAGUUCAAUGCUACUGUAAGCAAGUAACAAACGUAAUGUUUAUAUUUUUGUACAUUUUCUUUUGUAGUUAAAAAAA
Molecule: messenger RNA, 696 nt
Organism: Micropterus salmoides (largemouth bass)
Lineage: Eukaryota; Metazoa; Chordata; Actinopteri; Centrarchiformes; Centrarchidae
Gene: rnaseh2c
Product: ribonuclease H2, subunit C
Exons: 5
Coding region: 96-506 (136 amino acids)
Biological process (GO): RNA catabolic process
Cellular component (GO): ribonuclease H2 complex
Source: RefSeq, a predicted model, not a curated record